AUGUCUAGUAUUCACCAUCUAGGAACAAACGAAAAAGAAUCGAGCUCCUUCCUGCGUUUGCGAUAUUUGUCCCUGCUGCAGAAAAUUAGUAAAGACUGCUCAGUUCUGCUUUAUUUAACUGAUUUGAAGGAACCUCUCAAGGCCACCCUAAAUAUUUGGUGCCCUUCAGAUAUAAGAAGUAACUCAAAGACGAAGUUAGAACCAGGAUUCAUUUGUGUAAAAGAUCUGCAUACUCCGUUGGGUGUGGUUUGCAAAGCUCGUAUUCGUGAAUCUGACGUGUUAGCUAUUCAGGCCUUUUCGGAUUAA
Messenger RNA from Schistosoma margrebowiei, 306 nucleotides. NCBI's taxonomy places the organism in Eukaryota, Metazoa, Platyhelminthes, Trematoda, Strigeidida, Schistosomatidae. The record is from the annotation of a GenBank genome assembly.